AUGACUCAAUUGAACCUUACAGACGCACGAAUGAAUCGUAAUAGUCACUUCUCCUUAUCGGGCGAAAAAUUCGUCGGGUCGUCCACAAAAACAAAAGCGCUAAGCGCUGGUAAUAUCUCAAAAGUGUUGCCAGCAACAAAAAAGAAGCCUUAUCUCACACACGCAAUUUGCGUCGACGAUUUUCGUCUCUUCCUCUCAUUACCCUGGCGUGAUAUAUUUGCGUGUUUAUUACAGCAAUUACUUAGAGUAAAUCUCACGUCCUUCCUGCCCCCUCUGCCCCCUCUGUGA
Molecule: messenger RNA, 288 nt
Organism: Leptosia nina
Lineage: Eukaryota; Metazoa; Arthropoda; Insecta; Lepidoptera; Pieridae
Source: the annotation of a GenBank genome assembly